Messenger RNA from Acytostelium subglobosum LB1, 957 nucleotides. RefSeq lists its product as hypothetical. The record is from RefSeq and is a predicted model, not a curated record. Gene Ontology annotation, biological process: cellular response to calcium ion. The annotation marks the transcript as partial. Lineage: Eukaryota; Evosea; Eumycetozoa; Acytosteliales; Acytosteliaceae. The transcript has 3 exons. Gene Ontology annotation, molecular function: calcium-dependent phospholipid binding. Gene Ontology annotation, cellular component: plasma membrane.
CAUCUUAUUUAUAUAUAUAACAUAAUGUCAUACUCACCAGCACCAGGUCAAUAUAAUCUACCACCACAACAGAGCACCAAUCUAAAUAAGACAUCACCUCCAGGUGCUCCUGGCGGUGGUGGAUACCCAGGUGCAGGACAAUAUAACUACCCUGCUCAGGGUGGAUAUCCUCCUCAGCAGGGCGGUGGUGGUUACCCUCCACAACAGGGCGGAGGCUAUCCUCCUCAAGGAUACCCAGGUGCUGCCCCACAACAGCAAUAUCCACCUCAACAGCUUCCACCUCAACAAUACCCAGCACAAACAUCAUCACCACAACAAUACCCAGGCUACAAUAGCGGUGCCUAUGGUGCCAAUAGCAGUGCAUACGGUGCCAGCAGUAGUAUGUAUGGAGCCAAUAGCAGUGCAUAUGGUGCCACUGGAGGUGCCUAUGGCUCAAAUCCAUACCCACCACAACAACCAUCACCAUACGGAGUUGGAGCAGUGGCAGUACCAAUGAUCCCAGGUGUGCCCGACGUCAACUACCUGCUUCAGUUCAAGGGAUACAAGCUCGACAGAAAGGACCUCUUCUCCAAAUCUGACCCAUUCCUCACGAUCUCUGUACCAAGAAACUACUAUGCAAACAAGUCAUAUCAAGGCUACGUCGAUGAGAAGGGAGGUGGUUCAUCACACGAUUGGAUCGUUAUCUAUCGUUCAGAGACACAUCACAAUGACCAGAGUCCAUCGUUUUCUCCAAUCACUCUAUCACUCAACGCUCUCUGUGGUGGCAAUCUGGAAAGACCAAUCAAGAUCGAAGUAUGGGACUUUGACUACAACGGUAGUCAUGACUUUAUAGGAUCAGGUGUUUCUACUCUCCGUGAGAUGGCCAUCAUGAAGGAACUUAGAUUGGUAAACAGAAGAAGGAUAGGAAUAUCAGACACUGCUGGAAUGUUACUCAUCUCAAGAUGUGGACCUGUUUAA